UUGAAAAUUUAUUUACGUUCUUCUUUAUAUUUCAGCUUUUAAUUAAUAAUUCUAUUUCAGUUUUUAAAACAGGUUUAAUUGGAAUAGACUAAAAUUAAUACGGAAAGAAAUUAAUUAAAAUCCCGACGAUAAAUUAGUAUAUUAAAUAGAAUAUACAUAGUUAAAAUAAGAUGUCAUUUUAUAUUCUUCAAAAAUCUCAGUUUUUAACGAAAGCUUCUCAAUUAAAAAAACCACAAUGUCAAAGUAAAUGGUCAAUUAAGUGGACGUUUCGCAAAACCUUAUUAGGAAAUUCUAAUAAAAAUAGUUUGGAUAGUACGAUAUCAGUUCAAGCAAAUGUAACACGUUCAUUUAGUUCAUCAAAUCAAGGAGGUCUACCAAAUGGAAAUCAAGGACAUCUUUCAAAUUCAUCUGGUGCAAAUACCGGUACUACUACAUCAUCAACAUCCGGAAAAAAAGGUAAAUUUAGUAAAUUAAAAAGACUCCAUUCAAAAUGGAGUUGGACAGCUGGUGCUGGUGGUUGGACUAUACUAUCAAUACUCGAUUGGUGGUUAUUGGCUACAGGUGGCUGGUUUACAUGGUCCGGUCUUCUGAUGCGAUGGACCCCGAUCGGUGUUACAUUAUUUGCAGUUUUAGAAUGGCAUUUCCACAAUCAACGACUUAAAAAAGAGGGGCUACCUUAUAUAGCAUCACCAUUUCAAGCGAAUGUUUAUUGUUCCCUCCCUCUAAGAAUGGUAAGCCGUUGCUGGGGUUGGUUAGCAGAUCGUAAUGUUCCAGUUUCGCUGCGACCUUAUGUAUAUGGAUUAUAUUCAAAAAAAUUUGAUGUGCAAAUUGAAGAGGCAGAAAAUCCAGAAUUGAAGGAUUAUCGAAGUUUAUCCCAGUUCUUUACAAGAUCAUUAAAAGAAGGUGUUAGAGUAAUUGAUAGCCAAUCAAAUUUAGUUUCUCCUGCUGAUGGAAGAGUUUUGCAUUUUGGUUCGGCAUCGAAUUCACAAAUAGAACAAGUAAAAGGCGUUACUUAUAGAAUUGAAUCCUUUUUAGGUCCAGAUAAUUGGAUGGAAAAUGGUACUGAUACUAAUUCAUAUUUGACAAAUAUUAAACAUGAUAAAUCAGAUAAAACUUCCUUAUAUCAAUGCGUAAUUUAUUUAGCCCCAGGAGAUUAUCAUAGAUUUCAUUCACCAACAGAAUGGGAGCCAACUUUACGAAGACAUUUUCAUGGUGAACUAUUAUCGGUGAAUCCGAAAAUAGCACAAUGGUUACCUGGUUUAUUUUGUUUAAAUGAACGUGCUACAUAUAUAGGAAAAUGGAAAUAUGGUUUCUUUAGUUUUACAGCUGUUGGUGCAACAAAUGUCGGUUCUGUACAAAUCUAUUUUGAUGAAGAUUUAAAAACAAAUAAGUAUUUAGGAAUAAAGCCAGGACAUUUAAAAACGAAAACUUAUGAUGAAAUUAAAAUAUUGAAUGCGAUAAAAUUGAAUAAAGGUGAUAUUGUUGGACAAUUUAAUAUGGGAAGCACAAUAGUUUUAAUUUUUGAAGCACCAAACAAUUUUAAAUUUAAUCUUCAAUCUGGCCAAAAAAUACUUGUUGGACAGUCUUUGGGAAGUAUAGUACAAGAAUAACUAAAGAUGACGAAUUACAUAUUUAGUGAUUCUCCAAUAUAUUGAUGAUAAAAUAUUUGGCUUUGUUUGAAGAGAAACAGAAAAAAAAGCAUCCAAAUUGUUGACAUACAUAUAUAUGCACAUAUGUAUAUAUAUAUGUAUAUGUGAUCCAAAAUAUUGAAUGAAAGAAAAAAAAAAAACCAAACGAUGAAGACUUAAUAAAUUUUAGUAUGAA
Messenger RNA from Condylostylus longicornis, 1824 nucleotides. RefSeq lists its product as uncharacterized. The record is from RefSeq and is a predicted model, not a curated record. The coding region runs from base 171 to 1610 and encodes 479 amino acids. The transcript is spliced from 7 exons. Gene Ontology annotation, molecular function: phosphatidylserine decarboxylase activity. Gene Ontology annotation, biological process: phosphatidylethanolamine biosynthetic process. Gene Ontology annotation, cellular component: mitochondrion. Lineage: Eukaryota; Metazoa; Arthropoda; Insecta; Diptera; Dolichopodidae.